Messenger RNA from Aspergillus lentulus, 4899 nucleotides. RefSeq names its product kinesin-3 motor protein uncA. NCBI's taxonomy places the organism in Eukaryota, Fungi, Ascomycota, Eurotiomycetes, Eurotiales, Aspergillaceae. Gene Ontology annotation, biological process: microtubule-based movement. Gene Ontology annotation, molecular function: microtubule binding; ATP binding; microtubule motor activity. The record is from RefSeq and is a predicted model, not a curated record.
AUGGCUCCAGGAGGCGGCGGAAACAUUAAGGUGGUGGUGAGAGUGCGACCGUUCAAUAGCAGAGAGAUCGAUAGAGGGGCAAAAUGUAUCGUGCAGAUGAAAGGAAACCAGACCAUCCUCAUACCACCGCCCGGCGCUGACGAGAAAUCGCGAAAAGCUGGCGGAAAAGGUGCGGUGGAGGGGCCGAAGACUUUCGCCUUUGACAGGUCGUAUUGGUCUUUCGACAAGAAUGCUCCCAAUUAUGCGGGCCAAGAUAAUCUGUUUGCGGAUUUGGGUGUUCCUUUGCUGGAUAAUGCGUUUCAAGGCUACAACAACUGUAUCUUCGCAUACGGCCAGACGGGUUCCGGAAAGUCGUAUUCGAUGAUGGGUUAUGGCAAGGAAUACGGUGUGAUCCCGAGAAUCUGCCAGGAGAUGUUCCAACGCAUAGCCAAGAUGCAAGAAGACAAGAACCUCAACUGUACAGUCGAAGUGUCCUACCUCGAAAUCUACAAUGAAAGAGUUCGCGAUCUGCUCAACCCUUCAAACAAGGGUAACCUCAAAGUCCGUGAGCAUCCGUCAACCGGUCCAUAUGUCGAAGACCUUGCGAAACUCGCCGUGCGCUCUUUCGAGGAGAUUGACCACCUGAUGGACGAGGGUAACAAAGCUAGAACAGUGGCCGCCACGAACAUGAACGAGACCUCUAGUCGAUCGCAUGCCGUUUUCACCCUGACCUUGACGCAGAAACGCCACGAUGCCGAGACCUCGAUGGAUACAGAGAAGGUGUCAAGAAUCAGUCUGGUUGAUCUUGCCGGUUCAGAGAGAGCAAAUUCUACAGGGGCCACUGGCGCCCGCUUGAAAGAAGGAGCGGAAAUCAACCGUUCGUUAUCAACUCUCGGUCGUGUCAUUGCAGCUCUCGCAGACGUUACCUCUGGCAAAAAGAAGAAUGCUUCAAUGGUCCCAUACCGAGAUUCCAUCCUGACGUGGUUGUUGAAGGAUUCUCUGGGAGGUAAUUCGAUGACAGCGAUGAUUGCGGCUAUAUCGCCUGCCGAUAUCAACUUCGACGAGACUCUGAGUACUCUGCGCUACGCCGAUUCCGCAAAACGGAUCAAGAACCAUGCCGUGGUCAAUGAAGACCCGAAUGCCAGAAUGAUCAGAGAACUAAAGGAGGAGUUAGCACAGCUCAGAGCUAAGCUUGGAGGCGGCGCGACGGCUGGAGCAGCUGGAGGUAUGCCUGCGGAGGAAUACUAUCCACCUGACACACCUCUGGAGAAGCAGAUGGUUUCGAUUCAGAAGGCAGACGGUACUAUCACCAAGGUCAGCAAGGCAGAGAUCGUGGAACAGCUGAAUCAAAGCGAAAAGCUCUACAAGGACUUGAACCAGACCUGGGAGGAAAAAUUAGAGAAAACGGAGCAAAUCCAUCGAGAACGUGAGGCCGCGCUUGAAGAGCUCGGUAUCAGUAUUGAGAAGGGUUUCAUUGGCUUGAGCACUCCGAAGAAAAUGCCCCAUUUGGUCAACCUGAGCGACGACCCGCUACUUGCUGAAUGUCUUGUCUACAAUAUAAAGCCUGGAACUACAACCGUUGGAAACAUGGAACAAGGGAGUCAUGUUGAGAUCAGACUGAAUGGCUCCAAGAUCCUUCCCAACCAUUGCACGUUUGAAAAUGUCGAUAAUGUUGUUACUAUUGUACCCAGUGAGGGUGCGGCAGUCAUGGUUAACGGUUUGCGAAUCGACAAACCCAAGCGUCUCAAAAGCGGUUUUCGGAUAAUCCUCGGCGACUUCCACAUCUUUCGUUUCAACCAUCCGCAAGAGGCUCGCGCUGAAAGGGUUGAGCAAAGUUUGCUGCGCCAUUCUGUCACCACCAGUCAACUUGGGUCUCCGGCGCCGACCAAAACACACGAUCGAACUAUGAGCAAGACAGGCUCAGAGCUGGAUGGAGACUCAAGUAGGGCCGACUCGCCAAUGCAAGCGCAACGAGGUGGCGAAUCAGAUUGGUUUUACGCUCGUCGUGAAGCUGUCAGUGCGGUCCUGGGUCCUGAUCACAUCUCGCAUAUGCCGGACGACGAACUGGAUGCUCUGUUCGAGGACGUGCAGAAAGUGCGAGCAACACGUCGAGGACUUGUAGACAAUGAGGACGAUUCAGAUUCGCUGAGCUCAUUCCCAGUUCGCGACAAGUAUAUGUCCAAUGGUACCAUUGACAAUUUUUCGCUUGACACCGCCAUCACCAUGCCCGGGACACCUGGCCAGCAGUACGAUGGCGAAGGACAAAAUGGAAGCGACUUUACAUUGCAGGCUGCCCGACAGGACAUGCAGCGGCAAUUGGACAAGCAGAAGGAGGAAUUCAAAGACAAACUUAGAAUUGCUGAGGCCUCCGAUCAAGACGCCGAUGACUUACGUUUAGAGAAAGAAAGGAUGGAAGAAGCCCUCAGGACGACAAAAGAGGAGUACGAAGAACAACUAAGGAAACAGAAAGAGGCGUUUGAGAAUCAUAUGAAAGAAAUGGGCCAGCCAGUGCCGAGAAUAUACGAAAAUGGCUUUGCAAAAUUGGAUGAACGAGAAAUCGGGAUUGCAACCUCAGUUUUUCGGCACUGGUCCCAGCAAAACUACAUCCGCAUGGCCGAGAAGAUACUUCAGCAUGCAUCGCUCUUGAAAGAAGCCCAGGUAAUGAGCCAAAUCAUGGACAAGAAUGUCAGUUUUCAAUUCGCAAUCAUUGACCAUGGACACAAUAUGGCAUCGUCUUAUGACCUUGUGCUCAACGGCAUCUCGGGGGAUGAGGAUAUCGUUCUAGAGGAGGCCAAGAAGCCUUGCAUUGCAGUUCGGGUGAUUGACUCCAAACAGCGCGUCAUCCAUCUUUGGUCGAUCGAGAAGCUUCAACGCCGCCUCCAGGCCAUGCGCCAAUUGCACCAGUACAUAGAUCGUCCAGACUACAUCCAGCACUUCAGGCUUGAGAACCCUUUUUCUGAGCCAUGCUCACCGCAGUACUCUCUUGUGGGUGAUGCCGACAUCCCCCUCACAGCUGUCUUUGAGACGCGGGUUCAGGACUUUUCUGUCGAGGUCAUUUCGCCGUACACACAAAACGUUGUGGGUAUAGUCAGAUUGUCGCUGGAGCCCUCAUCAGCACAGGCGCCGUCAUCUACGCUCAAAUUCAAUGUGGUCAUGCGUGAUAUGGUUGGCUUUGCUGAAUGGGAGGGGACAGAUGUGCAUGCCCAACUCUUUGUUCCGGGUAUCUCCGAAGAAGGAGGAGCUACUACCACGCAGAUGAUCAGCGGCUUUGAUGAGAGUCCUAUCCGCUUUGAAAGUGUGCAUAGCAUGAGCUUGCCUCUUUCAAGUCCCAGAACGUCAGCUCUUAAGAUCUGCAUCUAUGCACGUGUGACGCAGAUGCAUCUGGAUAAGCUCAUCAGUUGGGAUGAGAUGCGCGAUUCCGCGGAGUUGUCUCCCCAGAAACGCAAGGCCCCGCGCAUAGCUGAAUCAGAGUUCUUUUCUGAAGAGAGACAUGAUGUAUUUGCUAGGGUGCAAGUCCUGGAAUUGGCAGAGUCUGGCGAGUACCUUCCUGUCGAGGUGGUACAAAGCAACAGUCUCGAUGCGGGCACGUAUCAACUACACCAAGGUCUGCAACGUCGUAUUCUGGUCAGUCUAACCUAUAACUCCACCGAGAGUCUUCCCUGGGACGACCUGACCAAUAUCCGCGUUGGUUCUGUGAGACUGCUGGAUCCAUGGGGCAAGAUUCCCGACCAAGACCUUCAGACCCCGGAUGUGCCAUUGAAGUUUGUGCAGGAGCCUGUCGUGAAAGAUAAUGCUGAUGGGACAUCUAACGUCACGUUGGUCGCUCAAUGGGACUCGAGCUUACAUGGUUCUCUGCUGCUUGAUCGUGUUACUGCGGACAAGUAUCGCGUGCAGGUUACGAUUCGCUGGGAUCUUACAUCCUCCCGUUUACAAGACCCUGUCCCAUUCGAGGUAGAUCUCACACUUCAGAUUCAAGGGCGAACCUAUGUGCGGCCACAGUCCAUGUUCAAGCAACUUUUCAAUUCGACUCGGAUUGUCCACUCAACAGUUCGCAUGUUCUCUCUAGCCAUCCGUCCAGUUUCUGCCAAACGUGCCGCUGAUCUCUGGCGCAUGAACACACAGAACGAUUAUGUGAAAGGUGAGGAACUUCUGGCAAGGUGGUCACCUCGAAAGGUUUCACUGGUGCGGGAUUACAUUGCAGCUCGCAAACGACGCCGGCGUCUUGCUGAGCUGAAUGCAGCCAAAGGGGCUCUCAGUUCCAAUAGCCUUGCUCCUUCGCCAGUCAGAAGCGGACGAUCAACACCUUUACGGAGCCAAGAAUUGAAUGAGCGAAAAACGAGACUGCUUCGGAAAUAUCUCGAUCUUUGGGCUACAAAGACCGACCCCAUUGAAGCAAUCCUUGUUCGAAGCAACACAGAGCCUCCUUCAGACGGAGCAGCUUCCCUGACGCGCGCGAAGCAGACUUCACUAGCAUCUGAUGAUGGCAGUUCUGUAUCAGACCAGGAACUAUUAAAGCCACGGUUCAUCGCAACGAUACAGACACUCCCGAAGAACACAUCUUCCUUGAAAUCCGGCUACCUACUGACCCCGGAUGACACAAACAGUCAUUGGGUGCGACGUUUUGUUGAACUCCGCCGACCGUAUCUCCACAUAUACUCUGUUCCGGACGGCGAUGAGAUCAACGCUAUCAACUUGCGCAACUCCCGUGUUGACCACGAUCCGGACUUUGCACGACUGCUUUCCGGGUCCGACAGCGGAGUGUCUGCAAAAGGCCGUCCCAACGUGUUUGCAAUCUAUGGAACGCAAAACACAUACCUUUUUGCAGCACGGACGGAGGCGCAAAAGGUCGAAUGGAUUUUGAAGAUUGACGAGAGCUACUUUAGCAACGGCGCUUCUCGUGCUUCACCCAACGGAAAUUAA